UCCUGGGAUGUUUGGCGUUCUCGUUCGACGUCUAAGUACUUCUACUCCAGUGCUGGCACUUAUACAGCCUCCUAUUCAAGUGUUCGGUCUAGAAGGACGUUAUGCUUCAGCUUUAUAUUCAGCUGCUACAAAACAGAAAGCAUUAGAUAAAAUCGAGAAAGAUAUUCAAUUAAUUAAGAAUACACUUAAAACAGAUGUAAAAUUACAUGAAUUUUGUCUUGAUCCAAGUUUACAAAGAUCAACUAAAAUUCAUGGAAUUAAUCAAGCACUAAACAAAUUAAAAGUUAAUGAAGCUACAAAAAAUUUAUUUGUUAUACUUGCUGAAAAUGGUCGUUUAUCUAAAAUUAAUUCAGUCAUUGACAAAUUUGAACAAAUUAUGACUGCCUAUCGAGGUGAAGUUAGCUGUACUGUACGAACUGCAAAACCUCUAGACAAAACAUCAGAAAAUGAAUUACGGAAUGCUCUUAAUGGAUUUUUAAAACCCGGCGAAAAAUUACAGCUAACUUUAAAGGUCGAUCCAUCGAUUAUUGGUGGUAUGAUAGUUAGUAUCGGUGAUCGUUUUGUUGAUAUGUCAAUUGCUCGAAAAAUUCGAUCACUUCGCGAAAUAAUGGAACAACCAAUUUAA
This is a messenger RNA of Schistosoma spindalis, 625 nucleotides long. The record is from the annotation of a GenBank genome assembly. NCBI's taxonomy places the organism in Eukaryota, Metazoa, Platyhelminthes, Trematoda, Strigeidida, Schistosomatidae.